Molecule: messenger RNA, 1980 nt
Organism: Anoplopoma fimbria (sablefish)
Lineage: Eukaryota; Metazoa; Chordata; Actinopteri; Perciformes; Anoplopomatidae
Product: otolin-1-like
Exons: 5
Coding region: 1-1980 (659 amino acids)
Biological process (GO): proteolysis
Molecular function (GO): ATP binding; ATP-dependent peptidase activity; protein binding
Source: RefSeq, a predicted model, not a curated record
AUGAAUGAGAAGGUGGGUCAGGUGUCCUUCGACCUCCCCCGGCAGGGUGAGAUGGUUCUGGAGAAACCGUACAGCGAAGCCACGGCUCGUCUCAUCGACAUCGAGGUUCGAAUCCUCAUCUCCGAGGCGCACCAGAGAACCCAUCGACUGCUGAGUGACAAGAAGCCCGAGGUGGAGAAGAUGCUGUCGUCCUGUCUCCUGGGACUCCUCGUCCUCUCCUCUCUCUGCUCAGCCAUGUUUCACCCCGACGGCAGCGGUGAGGUGAGCAGUGGAGAUGAUCCCAGCACCUACAACAUGCCCGGCUCUGGCAAGAAUUCCACUAAUUCGACUGAGUCGUCUCAGAUGACUGAGUCGUCUCAGAUGUCUGAGUCGUCUCAGAUGACUGAGUCGUCUCAGAUGUCUGAGUCGUCUCAUAUGUCUGAGUCGUCUCAUAUGUCUGAGUCGUCUCAGAUGUCUGAGUCGUCUCAUAUGACUGAGUCGUCUCAUAUGACUGAGUCGUCUCAUAUGUCUGAGUCGUCUCAGAUGACUGAGUCGUCUCAGACGUCUGAUUCGUCUCAUAUGUCUGAGUCUUCUGAGUCCACCGAGUCCACCCCGAUGUCUGAGGCUCCCUGGCCGGCCAACGCCCGCAUUAGCCAAGUGCCCCACGGAGAACCGUGGCCACCCGGUGGCAACAACAGUGAUUUGACCCGAAUAUACGGAGGCCCCGACUCGGGGUUGUUCCCGACAUCUUCCUUUUGCGAGUUGCUGUUGAACUCUCCGGUUCCGCCGCCUAUCGACCAGAUUCCCCUUUCCUGCCUCUGUUCGCACUGUAAGGGCACCGUGGGGCCCAAAGGAGACAGAGGAGACCGGGGCCGCCCAGGUGCUCCUGGGAGUCCUGGGAGAAGAGGGAUGAUGGGGUUCACUGGUCCUCCUGGAUUCACAGGCCGUCAAGGGAUGAAGGGUCAAAAGGGAGACCUCGGGGAGAAAGGACCCUCUGGCGCUGUCGGUUUCACCGGCAUGAAGGGCAAUCGGGGCUUCAAAGGAGACAAAGGCGACCAUGGGAUGGAAGGCCCCUCAGGCUCACAGGGCCCCCAGGGAGAAACCGGUACAUGCCCCGCCUCAUGUGAGAGUCUACCAGGUCCACCAGGGGAACAAGGAGUCCCUGGAUCAGCUGGAACCCGGGGUCUGCCUGGGGUGCAGGGACCAAUGGGACCCAAGGGCGUUAUGGGAACCAAGGGCGACAUGGGUCUUUCCGGAGUCCCCGGGACGAUCGGCCAGAAGGGUGAUAAUGGUGAGAAGGGGAUGUGUGAGUGCACAGAUGGGGCCGACGGCACUGAUGGGAAGCAAGGAGAAAAGGGGUUCAAAGGGGACAAAGGUAACACUGGAGGCCAAGGUGUUCAGGGCCCCAUCGGGCUGAAAGGUCAGGAGGGCAGCAUAGGUCUCAUGGGGCUGCCCGGGCCCUGCUCGCCCGCCAUCCAAUCAGCAUUCUCUGCAUCACUGAACCAGUCGUUUCCCGCUCCAAACUGGCCUGUUAUCUUCUCACGCGUCCUCCUAAACAUCCAGGGCCACUUCAACCCACUCAUGGGCAUGUACACCAGCCCCAUCAACGGCACCUACGUCUUCACCUUCAACCUGGCCGUCGCCGGAAGGCCUCUCAAGGUCGGCCUGUUCCGCAACUUCCUCUCCGUGGUCAAAAUAACAGAAGGAACCGACCAGUCCACCACCAGCCACACUGUCGUCCUCCACCUCUCCAUGGGCGACAUGGUGUGGCUGCAGGUGAAGGACUUCGAAACUAACGGCAUCUUCAGCGGCGAUGAGAGCAGCAGCACGUUCUCCGGGUAUCUGAUGUACCCCGACUCCUGUGAAUUACCCAGAGGACGAUUUUAUAUUCCCAAGCCGACAUUCACUCCACCCGACUUCGUCUGGGGUUCUGAAAACCCCACCCCCACCCCCACCACCCCCACAAUGCACCAUAGUAGGGUACAGUCAGUCGCAUUGUAG